AUGAGCAAUAGACUAUUCAGACUAGAUGCCGGAUAUCAGCAAUAUGAUUGGGGCAAGGUCGGUUCUUCCUCCGCUGUGGCCCAAUUCGCAUCUCGCUCUGACCCCAAUGUUGCAAUAGAUGAAUCAAAACCAUACGCUGAGCUUUGGAUGGGUACUCAUCACAAAGUUCCGUCUUUGAAUCACGAUUCGAAAAAGAACCUGCGUGACUUGAUUGCAGCGGAACCCGCCGAAAUGUUGGGUCAGGGAAAUGUCACCAAGUUCGGUUCCAAGCAGGAGCUACCAUUCUUGUUCAAGGUGCUUUCCAUCGGGAAAGUGCUGUCUAUUCAAGCGCAUCCCGACAAAGCACUAGCCAAGAAAUUGCAUAUGGAUGACCCCAAUAAUUAUCCAGAUGACAAUCACAAACCAGAAAUGGCUAUUGCGAUCACCGACUUCGAAGGAUUUUGUGGUUUCAAACCUUUGGCCGAAAUUGCAGAUGAGUUGCAACGUAUUCCAGAGUUGAGAAACGUUGUUGGCGAAGAAACUAGCAGGAAGUUCAUCAAAAAUUACACUGCCUCAGCGGAAGAGGAUUCGGCUGAAGAUAUACAAAAUAAAAAGCUUUUGCAAAGUGUUUUUGGUAAGGUCAUGAAUGCUAGUCAAGAAGUUAUCACUGCCAAUUCCAGAGCAUUGAUUCAAAGGGCUCAAAAGUCUCCAUCUGACUUCAACAAGGAAGAUUUGCCUGACUUAUUGAUCAGAUUGAACGAGCAAUUUCCCGAUGAUGUUGGAUUGUUUUGUGGUGGGUUGCUCUUGAACCACUGCUCAUUGAAGGCCGGUGAAGCCAUUUUUUUGAGAGCCAAGGAUCCUCAUGCUUAUAUCAGCGGUGAUAUCAUUGAGUGCAUGGCUGCUUCUGAUAACGUUGUAAGAGCUGGUUUCACCCCGAAGUUUAAAGAUGUAUCCAACCUCGUAGAGAUGUUGACUUAUUCCUACAACUCCGUUGAGGACCAAAAGAUGAAGUUAGAAGAGUUUCCCAGAUCUUCGGGUGGAGGAAAAUCGGUGCUUUAUAACCCACCUAUUGAAGAAUUUGCUGUUUUGGAAACAACAUUCAAGGAAGGUGCCGGUGUAAGGAGCUUUAAGGGCCUUGAUGGGCCUAGUAUUGUUAUUACCACUAAGGGUAACGGAUUUCUUCAGACUAAUGGCACAAAAUUAAAAGCUGGUCCAGGUUUCGUGUUUUUCAUCGCUCCUCACACAGAGGUAGACAUGAUAGCAGAGGACACGAAAUUCACUACCUACAGAGCUUUCGUGGAACCAAAUUAA
This is a messenger RNA of Lachancea nothofagi CBS 11611, 1290 nucleotides long. Lineage: Eukaryota; Fungi; Ascomycota; Saccharomycetes; Saccharomycetales; Saccharomycetaceae. The record is from the annotation of a GenBank genome assembly.